AUGGCGGGGCCCGGGCCGGCCGCGGCGGCUCUGCUCCCCGCGGUCCUGCUGGCCCUGCUGGGCCCCUGGGCGGGCCGAGGGGGGGCCGCGGCGCCCGCCGCCAACGGCACCGCGCCGGCGGCCGAGCCGGGGCGGCGCUGGGACAGCCUGGUGGCGCGCUCGCUCGCCCGCCUGCCGCUGGCCGCGCAGCCCCCGGAGGCGGCCGUGCAGAGCGGCGCCGGCGACUACCUGCUGGGCAUCCGGCGGCUGCGGCGCCUCUACUGCAACGUGGGCAUCGGCUUCCACCUCCAGGUGCUCCCCGACGGCCGCAUCGCGGGCGUGCACGCCGACACGAGCGACAGCCUGCUGGAACUCUCCCCCGUGGAGCGAGGCGUCGUGACCAUCUUUGGCAUGGCCAGCCGGUUCUUCGUGGCUAUGAGCAGCAAGGGCAGGCUCUAUGGCUCGCCCCUCUUCACCGACGAGUGCAAGUUCAAGGAAAUGCUUCUCCCCAACAAUUACAACGCCUACGAGUCCCACGCACACCCCGGCCUGUUCAUCGCCCUCAGCAAGAACGGGAGGACCAAGAAGGGGAACCGGGUGUCGCCCACCAUGAAGGUGACGCACUUCCUCCCCAGGCUGUGA
This is a messenger RNA of Perognathus longimembris pacificus (Pacific pocket mouse), 621 nucleotides long. It is a transcript of the gene Fgf4, whose product is annotated as fibroblast growth factor 4. Bases 1 to 621 code for a protein of 206 amino acids. The record is from RefSeq and is a predicted model, not a curated record. Gene Ontology annotation, biological process: regulation of cell migration; fibroblast growth factor receptor signaling pathway; animal organ morphogenesis. Lineage: Eukaryota; Metazoa; Chordata; Mammalia; Rodentia; Heteromyidae. Gene Ontology annotation, molecular function: fibroblast growth factor receptor binding; growth factor activity. Gene Ontology annotation, cellular component: cytoplasm. The transcript is spliced from 3 exons.